Xenopus tropicalis (tropical clawed frog) is the source of this 4237-nucleotide messenger RNA. It is a transcript of the gene ccdc146, whose product is annotated as coiled-coil domain containing 146. The record is from RefSeq and is a predicted model, not a curated record. The transcript is spliced from 19 exons. Lineage: Eukaryota; Metazoa; Chordata; Amphibia; Anura; Pipidae. The coding region runs from base 294 to 3158 and encodes 954 amino acids.
UGCUGAAAUACAUUUCCUACCAUCCACCAGGCAGCUUAUCCAGUGGGUGGAUACUGGAAGUUGUAGUUCAAGGUAGGAAGAGUAGCCGCUGGAACUUCUCUUAUUCAACAAUUGAUGUAAGUGGAACUCAGUUAAGCCACGCCUCCAGGAAAGUGUAUUGAUUUUAGAGAAGUGAAUGGGCGGGAUAAACCUCAGUCUGUUACUAAGGCAACGGACGCUUCCACAGUUGUGUUGCUUCAAGUACAUGGGAGGGAAUCUAGAGUGCGACCAAGUAAAUUCCAUUUACUAGCAAGAUGAGCAGCUUAGGAGAGGAGAAAGCUGAAUCGAGUGACUCUUCCACAGAUGAGGAAGAAGAAGUGGAAGAGAAACCACUGUAUCCUGUAGCUCCUUCUAAAGUAUGGGGAGGAGAUACUAAGGAUAUAUAUGCAAGUCUUGCCUUCCAAUACUUGGAUGAGUUAGCUACAUCUGGAAAAAUAUCAGGCACCAGAACAGCUGAGCUAAAGGAAAAGUACACUUUAUUGUACCAGACAUUGAAACGUGUACAAGAAUCUGAAGUGAAACUGUUACAAGAUGCCAAAUGUUUUACAAAUCAACUGGAGCAACAAGAGUGGGAAAAGUCUGAUCAGUUAUAUGAGGACUAUAAUACAGAGAUUUCCACACUGAGAGAGCAAUUGCUAAAAUAUAACAAUGACAUCAAUGAAGCAGAAGAAAGAGAAUACAGUCUUCAGUAUAAGCUGGAAUGCUUACAAGAGGAGAAGAAACUUUUGCAGAGGGAAUAUGACAGAAUGCCAAAGGCUGGAGAUUAUGAAAAAAAAAUAAAAAUUCUUCAGGAAAACAUAAAAGAACUUCAAAAAGAAAAUACCCAGAGAAGAAUGGAAAUUAAAGCACUAAAGGAAGACUUGGAAACAAAGCAAAGAGAAACUGAAAGGGAGCAGAAGGAGCUUGGCCAGAAAUUGGAGCAGCAGGAAGUUGUUAAGCAUGAACUUGUUCAGCUCAGCUAUGUUCCACUGCAGAUUGGUAAAGAAACAGAGAAGAUAAACCGCAGGAUCAUGGAAGCACAGAAGAAAGAGAAUAUGCUGGGAAAAGAGUUCCAGGAGUUAAAUGACAACCUUAAGCAGAUGGAGCACAAAGCCAAACUGAUGCUGGAAGAGAAGGAAGAAGUCAUGAAGGAGCUGGAAGGGAAGCAAACUUGGCUGGAAACAAAGGAGCAGGAAUGUAAUCGUCUAACAAAGUUACUGGAGUUAGCCAAAGAAAAUGAAGCUGUAGCAUUGGGAGAAAGGGCUGCUAUGGAUCUCAGUUUGCGCCAUGCCAUGGUAGAAAAGCAGACACAGCAUGACGCACUUACCCGAAAGACCAGAGAAAAAGAGAGAGAUCUGAGAAACACUAAGAAAAUGGAGUUACAGUUAAAGUCAGCCCUUGAUGCUUUAGCACAUACCCAGAAUGUGUAUGAAAAAAUUAAAGCAGAGGUUGACUGUUUUCCUAAAGCUGAUGCACUGCUUGAGAAGAGAAAAGAGCUACGAAAGGAAGUAGAAGUAAUAAGAAGACAGUUUGCACAACAGCAAACUCUGACUGAGGCAGAAGCCCAUACACUUGAGCAGUGCAUUGCAGAAGAAGAGCAGCUUGUGAAGGAGCAAAGUGAACGCAGGGAAGAUCUGGUCAAUCUAACGCGUUUAGUUCAAAUUAAAGCUGAGGAGAGAGAGCAGAAAUCACGGGAUUUGAUCAAAGCAAAGCAAAGAUAUCAGCAAGUUCUGCAGGAAGUUAAAGGAAGGCAGCUGAUCAUAGGAGAACACAAAAAGAAGAACCAGGACGUCCAAAAAAGGCUUAAAGAAUUUGCCAAAAUGUAUGACAUCAUUCGGAAUGAGAGGAAUAAGUGCGUCAGUCUGAUUCAGACAGCUAUGCAGCGAGCCUCAGAACUACGAGAAAAAUUAAAAAUUUUUGCAAAUGAAAUGGAGAUACUCAGAAACAAUGCAGUAAACAAAGACAGACAGUUACAGAAGAUUAAGUUAAAGGAGAACAACAGUCAAAUGGUAAGGGACAGUCUGCAAAAGGAUUUGAGCAGAGUUCGUGUUUAUCUUGAAGAAAUGAAAGAAAAGAGAGAACAACAGAAAAUGCAAAUUGGCAGACUCACCAAUAUGAUCAAUCAGGCUGAGGUUGAUAUGAUACAACUUCGCAAAAAGUACCAAACAGCUGUCCAGAACAGAAAUGAGAGGGGUGUUCAGUUAAUUGAGAGGGAGGAGGAAAUCUGUAUUUUUUUAGAGAAAAUAAAUAUUCAAGAAAUGAUUCUGAGGAAUGGAGAUUUAGAGAUGGUAUCCAUGGAUGAAAAAAUACGUUUCCUUAAGAUAGAGGCUGCAGAACAGAAGAGACAGGUUGAGCAGUUGCAAAAAAACCUACCAAAUAAGAGGAUGUUGGAAUCAGAUCUCGUGACGCUUCAAAUUCAGCUCUCGCAGUGCAAUGACAGAGUUGCUGAGCUGGAAACACAAACUGAAGACCCAGGGAAAGAAUACAGAACCCGCCUGCUAGAAGGAAAAGAUCCUUCCCUGCAAGAACUUAUGAAAAAAACAGAGGAGCUAGAGUUGCACCUUGCGCAGAAAGAAGAGCAAUUAUUGGAGAAAGAUUUACUCUAUGAACAAGUUUCCCACUUGACAAAGAAAAUACACACAAAGGCAGAAAAUGGAAAGCAGGACACACUACUGCUGUCUAAAAAGAUGAAUGAACUCCACAAGAAGAUAAAGAACACAACGCAGAAGAUGAUGUCUCUGAUUGCAGAGUUAUCAAUGCAACAAGCAAAUUCUAUAAAGCUUCAGGAAGAAUUAAGGAACAAGGAAAAAAUGGUGGAGGCUUGUCAUACCAGGAUGGAACAAGGACUUCCGCCUAGUGAAGGGACAGAGAAUGAAUGGAAAAAAAUGAUAAGAGAUAAGCAUAGACUCCAAAAGGAGAAGGAAGACAAAGCCAGAAUGGCUGAGGAGGAGGAACAGCAUUGGUUGCCUAAUGGGGCAUACACUACAGCUGAGCAACGCCCCAAUGCCUACAUUCCUGAUGACGAAAGUGCUCUUCCACUUCCCCGACCUUAUGGAAUUUUAGCUCCUUUCAAACCCAGUGAAACUGGUUCCAAUAUGAGGCACAUAAGGAAGCCAAUAAUAAAGCCUAUUGAAAUAUAAGCUAAUAUACAACUUAUCAAUGAUCUGCAGCAACAAUCUUCCUUUAUUAAUACCAGCAUAGCACCUGUUGUGCCCUUAUACAAUGAGAUAGUGUCUUUUAAAUUGGAGCUGUAAAGGCACAAUGCCCUUGCCCACUUCCUUUGCUUGACAGUGCUACUGCUUUGCACCAUUUUGUUUAAUAUAAAUUGCUUUUAUUUUCCUUUUUUCAAACAAACAAAACAAUGUAUAAGAGAGAGGGGAGAAGAGAGUGAAUGGGGGGGGGGGUGAAAAAGAAGAGAAUAAGUAGUAGAGAGUUUACAUAUUUUGCUCGCAUUGGAGUUGGUGAGACAUAGGGACUUAGCAUGGUGGGUCAGGAGUAUCUCCUGGCUCUGCACCAUUUUUGGCCAUGUCCCUGAAGAUGGUGUAUUGUUUUAUGAGAAUUAUUGUAUUGUUUUACAUUCCAAGAAAACCAAGUGACUUUGCCUUUCCUUCUCCUUUAAAAGUAUAACACUUCAACAGUUAGUGACUCAGUGAUAAGAACUUAUUGAGCUGCUACUAAAUUUAAAAAAAAAAAGUUUAACAGGAAAUGGAAAACAACUGUAGAAAGUUAUUAUUUGUGGUGCACAAGCUGAAACCAAUACGUUUUGUGAAGGUUAUCUGCCGCUCUAAUGGCAAUUACAGGAACAGUGUGUUUUGGCCAACUAAUUUUUCUCUUUUAAACUGCUUUUAAAUUGCUUUUUAUGACCCUCAGGGUCCUGUGUAAAAUAUUGUUGGUUGUCACAUGAUGAUUGCAUGAAUCUGUGGAUCUGAAGAUGUGCCCACUUUUGAAUGUAAGUCUUGUGACAAUCACAUAUGGUGUCAAAUUCUAAUGACAAUAGAUGGUGAUUUCAGGGCAUUUAAAGUGGUCUUUAAACAAUUAAAAACAUGGUAAAACAAAAAACACCCACAAUUUUUGUGAUCUUUAAAGGAGAAGGUAACCAUUUUGUGCCAGCCAUUGUGCCAGCGUCUGUGUAGCUCUCUACUCUCUCCAGCUCCCCCCCCCCCUUAGAAAUUAGUGAUCUGCGCCAUACAGCAGGAAGCUUCCUCAUAGUCUUACUAAC